Messenger RNA from Pelagomonas calceolata, 1411 nucleotides. Lineage: Eukaryota; Pelagophyceae; Pelagomonadales; Pelagomonadaceae. The record is from the annotation of a GenBank genome assembly.
CAGCAACAAGGCGUGUGGCGCAGCAAUUGCCUGCAACGCGGUGCUACGAAGUCGUCGCUUCUGCAGUACUCGGUGCUACGUAGUGGCUGUCGCUUCUGCACUACUCGUCGUCUGGUGAACGCUGCACCCAGCUGCGCAAAUGGCGAGAAGGCUGCUGCAGACCGUCGCCUGCGCCGUCGCCCUCAGGCCGCCCCAUCAAGGGCUACGCCAGCCGACGCGACGACCCGCGACGCUCGCGCAACCGACGACGACGACGGUAGAGGUGGACUUGGGAGAUCGGUCCUACCCCAUCUACAUCGGAGACGGGUUGCUCACCGAGGACGCCGCGACGGCCUCUCAGUACCUCCAGACCCACGUGAAGGGCUCGCAGGUGUUGAUCGUCACCAACGAAAUUUUAGAUAGGUUAGGAUAUACGCAACGAACGAAAGCGGCCCUGGAGUACGGCGACUCCGGACUGAGGGUGGAAACUCUAGUCCUACCGGACAACGAAGAGCAACCAAGCGAAGCGACAAAAACGCUCGAAAACCUCGGCAAAAUCACGGAUUAUGCCAUAGAAAAAGCGUUAGAUAGGAAAGCGACGUUCGUCGCGCUCGGCGGCGGCGUCAUCGGGGAUAUGGUCGGCUUCGCGGCGGCGUGCUACGUGCGAGGCGUCGACUUCAUCCAGAUUCCGACCACGCUCAUGGCCAUGGUCGACUCGUCGGUGGGCGGCAAGACGGCCGUCAACAGCAAGUCCGCGAAGAACAUGGUCGGAGCUUUCUAUCAACCCGUAGCGGUCGUGGCGGACGUCGGGUCGUUGCGCACGUUGCCUGACAGGGAACUGGCUUCCGGUGUGUCGGAAGUCAUUAAAUAUGGUCUGAUCCGAGACGCGCCCUUCUUCGAAUGGCUCGAGGAUAAUAUAGAAAAGGUACUUGAGAGGGACUCGGAAGCAUUGAUCGAGACCGUCGAGGCCUCGUGCCGGAACAAGGCCGAGGUCGUCGCGCUAGAUGAGAAGGAGGGAGGUGUGCGAGCGACAUUAAACCUAGGACACACCUUCGGCCACGCUAUAGAAACGAAGGCCGGGUACGGUACUUACUUACAUGGCGAAGCGGUGGGCAUCGGCAUGCACAUGGCCGCGAAGAUGUCGCGGGACUUGGGCUGGAUCUCGGACGAGUUGUUCGAGCGGGCCGUGGCGCUGGUCGCGCGGGCGAAGGUGCCGAUCGUGCUACCUCUGGACUCGCCGCUCGACGUCGCGUCGUUCGAGUCGAUAAUGGCCGUGGACAAGAAGGUCGCCGACGGCUUGUUAAGGCUGAUCCUGCUGAAGGGCGACCUGGGCAAUUGCGUGUUUACGGGCGAAUACGACCGGGCGGUCCUCAAAGAGACGCUGGAGCACUUCUGCGAUCCCGAAAACCGGAGUAAUUAGUAAAUAUGACAC